AUGUGUGGCCCAUUCAAGGGCUGUCAGGGUAUUUUGCGCCUCCUGGAAAUAAUCUUCAGUGCUUUGGCGCUCAUCAUUGUCAUCUUCAGAGGCAGGAUGGUGAGUCCGUGGGGUGUCUGGUGUGAGUUUGUCUGGGUUUUCUGCAUCACUGUGCCCCUGGUCCUGACCGUGGUGGAGGCCAAAAUGUGGCACAUCCUUCUGGCCGUCUUCCUCCCCAACUGGGCUGACCUGACCUGCGGGCUGACCACCCUGUGUGCUGUGACCAUCACCUCAGCCACGGUCAUCUUUGCAGCCGUUUUUAUCUGCCUCUCCUGCAUCGUCAGCAUGUUGUGUUUCCUCUUCUCCCUGGUUGCCACCGUUAUCUUCCUGAUCGAUGCCGUAAUGCAAAAAAAGACAUUUCCAAGCGGCUACCUAUCCAGCCUGAGAGGAGGUCUGCGCACAACAGAGGCCUUUAUAGCCUGUAUCAUCCUCACUGCGGCCACUGACCACUUUGUGAACGGUGAAUGGUCCUUUCGGCCUUUUGGGAUGAUAUGCAGCAUCAUUGUGUUUGCCGUUUGCCUCCUGGUCACCGUGGUCAUCAUCGUUCUCCAUCUGCUCAAGCUACUGCAGUGUCUACUCUCGUUCAGGCUGAGUGUGAUGGAGCUUGUGUUCAACAUUGUGGCAGUGCUGUUGUACCCGCUCGCGGUCAUUCUGUGGUGCGUCUUUGGUUACAAACGCUCCAAGUACAAUCCUUACAUCUGUGAAAAGUGUUCCUUCGUGGACAUGAAUACUGUAAACAUUGGAGCCAUUGUCAGUCUGGUAGUUUACAUUGUGGACCUGGUUUUAUCCUUCAAAUCUCUCUAG
Morone saxatilis (striped sea-bass) is the source of this 843-nucleotide messenger RNA. Its product is annotated as myeloid-associated differentiation marker-like protein 2. The transcript has a single exon. The record is from RefSeq and is a predicted model, not a curated record. Bases 1 to 843 code for a protein of 280 amino acids. Gene Ontology annotation, cellular component: membrane. Lineage: Eukaryota; Metazoa; Chordata; Actinopteri; Moronidae.